This is a messenger RNA of Amaranthus tricolor (Joseph's coat), 1656 nucleotides long. RefSeq names its product serine/threonine-protein kinase STY13-like. Gene Ontology annotation, cellular component: plasma membrane. Gene Ontology annotation, molecular function: protein kinase activity; ATP binding. Bases 280 to 1368 code for a protein of 362 amino acids. NCBI's taxonomy places the organism in Eukaryota, Viridiplantae, Streptophyta, Magnoliopsida, Caryophyllales, Amaranthaceae. The transcript has 6 exons. Gene Ontology annotation, biological process: protein phosphorylation. The record is from RefSeq and is a predicted model, not a curated record.
AGUACAAGUGUACAAGUGGUGGUAGUAGAUGACGAUGUUACAUUUUGGGAAUCCCUUGUUAGAACUCCAUUUUUAACAUUUACUCUAUAUAUAUCAUAUCUGUUGGUGCAUAACCAAUUCCACAAACCCAAACCAAAUCCCUAAAAAUAGUAAACAUCAGAACAAUCCACGAUCCCAGACAACAGAGAUCUACUACAAUCACUAGCACUGUGGAAUCAUUGACUGAGUCAAUGACCGAGUGACUGAGUGAGUAUUGAGAGAGAAACAAAGAAGAAAAAGAUGAAGGAGAGCAACAAUGAUGGGUAUGUGAGAGCAGAUCAAAUAGAUCUGAAGAGCUUAGAUGAACAAUUACAGAGACAUUUGAAUAGGGCAUUAACUCUUGAAAGGAAACGUAAAGAGGAAGAAGAAAGAAGACAACCAAGUAGAGCAGAAUGGGAAAUUGAUCCUUCUAAGCUUUUGAUUAAGUCUGUCAUUGCUCGUGGUACUUUUGGUACUGUUCAUCGUGGUGUUUAUGAUGGUCUUGAUGUUGCAGUUAAACUUCUUGAUUGGGGGGAAGAGGGUCAUCGGUCAGAUGCAGAGAUAUCCCAGCUAAGAUCAGCUUUUUCUCAAGAAGUUGCGGUUUGGCACAAACUCGACCACCCAAAUGUGACUAAGUUCAUAGGAGCUACAAUGGGUUCGUCUGACUUGACUGUCCAAACUGAAAACGGUCAGAUUGGUAUGCCAAGGAAUGUUUGUUGUGUCGUGGUUGAGUAUCUUCCAGGGGGUGCAUUGAAAAAUUUUCUUAUAAAGAACAGGAGGAGGAAGCUGGCUUUCAAAGUUGUAAUCCAACUGUCACUUGAUCUUGCACGGGGGUUGAGCUAUCUCCAUAAGGAAAAAAUUGUUCACAGAGAUGUCAAAACUGAGAAUAUGCUUUUGGAUAAGCAACGAAAUCUCAAAAUAGCCGACUUUGGUGUUGCUCGUGUUGAGGCUUCUAAUCCCCAUGAUAUGACUGGCGAAACAGGAACCCUUGGAUAUAUGGCUCCGGAGGUUCUGAAUGGUAGUCCAUAUAAUAGGAAAUGUGACGUAUACAGCUUUGGCAUUUGCUUAUGGGAAAUCUACUGCUGCGAGAUGCCAUAUCCUGAUCUGAGCUUCUCAGAAGUGACAUCAGCUGUUGUUCGACAGAAUCUGAGGCCGGAAAUACCUCGAUGCUGCCCCAGUGCGCUGGCAAAUGUAAUGAAGCGAUGUUGGGAUGCAAAUCCAGACAAGAGGCCAGAAAUGGAUGAGGUUGUGUCAAUGCUAGAGGCAAUCGAUACUACUAAAGGUGGUGGUAUGAUCCCGCUUGAUCAGCAGCAAGGAUGUCUCUGCUUCCAGAAAAAACGUGGACCUUGAACUAAAGACAGAUUUGGAAAUGUCAUUUGCUGAAGUUUAGCUUUGUGGGAUGGAUUUUAGGGCAUGAUAUCGUUAUCUGACAUGAAAAGCAUGGGAGAUCUCACUUCGACAUUUCCAUUAGAUGAGUAGUUGUAAAGGCUAUUUUCAUCUCGUCUGCCUGUUCUGGUUGCAGAACCUUAUGCUUUUGUUUGAUUAAAAUUGCACGAUAAAUAAACGUCUUCAUGUAUGUAGUUAAAUUGUUGUAAACGAUUUAAUCUUAGUUAUAUUAAGUGAUUGAUGUUUGCUAAA